AUGGAGCUGCAACUCUUCUCCGACCCAGUCACAGAGGAGGUCGAGGAGCCCAGUGUGCUGGAGUACGCGCGCGAACAAGGCAUCUGCGUCGACUACACGACCGACCUAUUGCCGCUCGCCGACCUGUGUCUGUCGCUGCGCGACACCAUUGAUCAGGACCCCCGGGAUCCUUUUUAUGACGACUUGACUAAUGCCGUCGCGGCUGCUAGCGAGCUGCUGAAGCCCAGACUGACGCUGACCACGGCCGCGGCGGGGCUUUUGAAGUCGGCGCUCACGGCCCCUGGACUCGAUGCUGAUUAUUGCUUUGCUGCAGAUGGCCGCCCGCGGAUUCGCGAUUUGAAGCACGAGCUGCCGGUGCUGCGGACGGAUCCUGAGCUUGAUAUGUUGAGCUUUGGGACGAAAUUCGAGCCUGACUUUAGGGAGCUUCGGUCGCGCAUUCCGUCAGAAGACGUGGAUGAGGAGGAGGAUGAAGGUUUUGGGUGGCCUGCUAAGUAUGCUGGGUAUCCAGCACAGGUCGAUAAGCAGAUACGGAGUGAACGACUUGUGGUGACGAGGGAUGUGCUUUUGAUUUUGCAGGGCGCGAUGAGGGAUGAUUUCACGCCUGAAGAGGACGAAAAGGUCCUGAUGGAUGCGCUCGAGAGCAGAAAGGAGUAUGUACCUCGACAUUUGACACCACCCUUGUUGCCGUUAUCACCGCCAUUGACGCCAUAUAUUCCGUCGUCGCCAGCCAAUCGUCUGCCACUUAUUCCUGAGAGCAGCGACCCGAUUGUAGCCGAAGCGAAAGCUUUGGAGCAACAGAUCAUGGCCAAAGACUCGCUCUUGCGACGCAAUUCUGGUAGUAGUGACUCGAUGCUACUUGAUGUGGGGGACCUCGACGCACUCUUUGCGGCUGACGCAGCCAGCAGCCCCCCCUCGUCGGAACGUAUCCCAACGAUCCUGAAGCGCAAAGCCGAUGAUCUCAAAGUGGAGGGACCACUGACGCCACCGAUGUUUUCAGACUCACCGAUGAAGAAACUAAAGUCGGUAUCGUUUUCCAACAUGAUUCAAGUUGGCAACACCUUGGAACCCUGGCCUGAUAAACGUCCCAGGACAUCCGACUCUCAAAUUACCAUAGAUGAGCUACUUAAGGAGAUCGAGCCUAUUGCCAAAGAGGCAAAAAGGAAAGCCGAGAACGAGAAGUUGAUUGGAGCUGACACGGUGGCUCGAGUGGACAUACCUGUUAUGGACUUCACAUUACCUGUGGCGCCCUGGGAUGAGUUCAGUCAGCGCAGGGACGGCAAGCGUCGCACAGGUACCACCGAGCUUGAGGCUCAGAUGCGAUUCCUGCACCGUGUCAAGCGCGACGAUUUGAAGUCCGCGACCACGUGGCAUGGCAUCUCUGAUCUUGAUUAUAGCUGGGGGUGGUUCGCGUCGCCAACAUCUGGCUCGAUCAAGCUCCAAGAGACGCUCCACGGCGAAACUGAUUUCAACAAGAUCCAGGCAGAGCUCACGACGGGUACAAUUGCGACAAGUUCGACUGAGUUGUGGAAGAGGGAUGGGCUCCGCCUGCUGGAUGAGGUGGAGGAUGAGUAUGAGGACGAGGAUGAAGUUGAGCCGGCUGAGUUUGAGGAACGCGAUGAUAUGGAUGCUUUGAUUCGCAAACGGAAGCUGGAGAUGGAGGAUCAAGACCAACUGACGGGGACUCAUCGUACAAGUAAAGAUAUCGCUACAGUACAGCCAGUAACUCAGUUCCGCCACCAGCCGUUGCACGGAAGUUCCCCCGCGCAGGAGAGGUUCGCGGGAGUUCAUGAUCCCCACAAAACUCACCGAACUACAAAAGAGUCACAAUCAAGACAAACGCGAUCAACUCGACCUCCAACUACAGCCGCCGCAGAGCAGAAGCACGCGCCAACCGAGCUUAUGUUCGGCGGGUUUUCUGCUACCACAGCGUUGCAUAAGUUUAUGGAGACACAAGGCAAAGCGAUCCAGCUGGAGAAAAUCACUCCAGAAUCGAACAAUUCUGCUGCUCCUGCCGUUCAGAAUUUGACCUUCGACGAUAGUAAUACGUCCGGUGAGUCUAGGUUGCUUGCCUUUCAGAGAUCAGCACAUGCAGCAGAGCACCCAAAACACGCUACGCCUGAGCAAAUAUCUCCAUUCAACCUACCAGUCUGCUCACUAGUCAUCUCAUCAACUCUUCUCCAGCGACGGGCUCUAGUCAAAGAAGUCGAGCGCCUCCAUCCGAAAGCCGAGCUCAUUUACCGCGACUACAUCCUCCCGCACUCCGGUCACACAGAUGCAGACAUCAUCCUUUCGCCCUCCACCGGCGUGCUCCUCACCACACUGCAACAGAUCAAACAGCAGCCUCUCCCCGGCCAGAAAGCGCUAUCGCCGGUCAAAGAGCGCAUGCUGUUGCUGCAAGAGCGAUAUGAGAGGCUCGUGGUGCUGGUCAGUGAGGGUCUGAGGGAGGAGAGUAGCAGCAGGCCAGAGGAUGUACGGGACAAGGAAACGUUGAAACGGCUUGGGCUGUUUGCGGCUAAACUCGAAGGUGAUAUUGCUGUUACUUAUGUCCCGGGUGGGGAGCAGGCAUUUGCUAGAGCGAUCGUGGAGAGUGUCCAGGUAUAUGGUCUCCCACAUGGUGGUGAGGAUAUGCACGACAUCAAGUUGCUUCCUGUCGAAACUACUUGGGAAGUCUUUCUCGGCCGUGCAGGCCUCAAUCCGUUUGCAGCACAGGUCAUCAUCGCCUCUCUCAAGAUACCAACAACAUUUUCCGUGACUCCAAGUUUAAUGAGUUCGCCGACAAGCUACUCAUCGCAGGAGACUGUAGAAGCUACAGGACUAUCAACAUUCUUGUUGAUGGAUCAAGACGAUAGGGCUAAGCACUUCCAGGCGAUUAUGGGAGGAAGGCGUAUCCUGGAUAGAGUGAGUGCGUUACUAGAUCAGCGGUGGCCGAGCGCUGCGCACGGGUUCAGAAUGUAAGAAGUCACAAGCGAGCUGUUGACAAGAUGUAGCUUCAUCUAAGUGGUCCAAUCUCAAAUCGCC
This is a messenger RNA of Boeremia exigua, 3018 nucleotides long. RefSeq lists its product as uncharacterized. The record is from RefSeq and is a predicted model, not a curated record. Bases 1 to 2955 code for a protein of 984 amino acids. The transcript is spliced from 3 exons. NCBI's taxonomy places the organism in Eukaryota, Fungi, Ascomycota, Dothideomycetes, Pleosporales, Didymellaceae.